Molecule: messenger RNA, 4137 nt
Organism: Dendroctonus ponderosae (mountain pine beetle)
Lineage: Eukaryota; Metazoa; Arthropoda; Insecta; Coleoptera; Curculionidae
Gene: PIG-O
Product: GPI ethanolamine phosphate transferase 3
Exons: 6
Coding region: 147-3293 (1048 amino acids)
Biological process (GO): GPI anchor biosynthetic process
Cellular component (GO): endoplasmic reticulum membrane
Molecular function (GO): mannose-ethanolamine phosphotransferase activity
Source: RefSeq, a predicted model, not a curated record
UUUUCCGGGAGUUGCAUAACCUCACUCAAUUUGGCAAGUAAACACCUCAAGUACCGCAAGUACUCGUCAUUAUCUAUGGUAAACACCAUCUUUCAAGAGUAGUUUUCAUAUUAAUAUGAUAUAGUCAAAGCGUCCAGCCCCUCACCAUGAGGAAAAAGCUCAAAUACUUUCUGACCCUGCUAUGGUUCGCCUAUCUAAUCGUGUCCUCAAUCCUGCUGUUCAAGAAAGGGUUUCUGCUGUCCAAGGAGGUGCAGAAUCAAAACGCCACAUGUGACUCUCUAGAGUUAGAUGAACUGACUGCCUGCUUCGCGGCAAACUACAAAAAUUCAGCCAGUUGCCCCUUCGAUGCCAACUGGCGCGAAAAGCUGUACAGCAAGGCCAACAGCCUUUGUAUCCCUAGUGACACCAAAGUGAUUCUUCUGAUAGUAGACGCCCUGCGCUAUGAUUUCGCAGUGUUUAACGAAGAUAAUCUCAAGCCGCUUCCAUACGAAAACCGACUUCCGGCGAUCAAACGCACCCUGGACAAGUUUCCAGCCUCAUCCAGACUGUACAAGUUUAUAGCCGAUCCCCCAACCACAACAAUGCAGCGGAUAAAGGCCUUAACAACAGGCAGUUUGCCCACUUUUAUAGACGCGGGCUCGAACUUUGCCAGCUCGCAAAUCACCGAGGAUAAUAUCAUUGAUCAGGUCUUGAAGACGAAAGAAAACAUUGUUUUUAUGGGUGACGAUACAUGGACGUCUCUCUAUCCAAACCGUUUUAUCCGCAACUUCCCAUAUCCCUCGUUUGAUGUGUGGGAUUUGGACACUGUGGACAACGGAGUGCGGGCCAAUUUGUUCCCUGAGCUGGAAAAGCGCGACUGGAAGAUGCUGAUUGGGCACUUCUUAGGUGUGGAUCAUUGCGGGCAUCGACACGGUCCGAACCAUCCGGAAAUGGUCAGAAAACUAACCGAAAUCAAUGGUGUGAUUGAAGAUGUGAUUAAAGUGAUGGACAAUGAAACCAUCCUGUUCGUCAUCGGUGAUCAUGGAAUGACAAUAACAGGUGACCAUGGCGGGGCAACUGAGGACGAAGUCUCAUCAGCGAUGUUCGUGUAUUCCAAACAAACACUCCUAUCCAUCGGCGAACAUAAAUCCAGCGUGAAACAAGUGGAUCUCGUUCCUACACUCUCAGCCAUCCUGGGCGUGCCGGUUCCGUUCCAAAAUUUGGGAGUUUUGAUUCACAACGCAUUGCCAGAGCCUCAAAACACCGAUAAAUUGAGGUGGAAACUGCCAUUGUUCUGGCUCUGGCACAACGCCCGGCAAAUGGUCAGCUACAUGCAAACGUAUUCGGAAAACUCCAAGAUCUUCGACGAACACUAUCUAGAGCUGUAUUACAGCGAAAUUGAGUCGCUGCAGGCCAAAUUGGACUCGGUUACUUCAGACCAGGAGUUUGCAAAGUUAUCGGAAACAGUUGGCUCUUUGCUCGUCAAGCUGCGCACUUUAUGCGAAGAAGUUUGGGUGCAAUUCGACGCCUAUUCGAUCAGCAAUGGGCUGACGUUCCUGUUUCUGACUGUAUUUUUUAUGUUCAUCAUCAGCGAUGGAAUCCCGCUACGGCAUCUGCCUGCGGCCAUCGAAGGCUCCUUCGUGGUCGUUUGCGUGAUCGGACUUCUUUUCUCAGUCACAGCCGUUGCAGCUUUGGAUUUUUCCGACUUGGUUGAUAGCUCCCUGUACACCUGCCUGUUUCUCACCAACGUGCUCUCGCACUUGAUGUUCCUGCUGCCCGUUUUCCAGAACUGGACCCUGAUCAGCUUCAACUGGUACCAGAAGAACCAGGCAAACGGCGUUAUGCAUGUCAUCUGCCGCUUGGUGUUGGUUUGCAACAUUGCCGGAGUGUUUUCCAAUAGCUACGUGCUCGAAGAAGCCAGCGCCCUGCUUUUCCUACUGGUUACUGUGCUGAUUUUGAGCCUGCUGCUCUUGGUGCGAAGUGAUUACGGGAAGAACUGGGUGAAAUUGGCGAUAAUCGCGUGUUCAGUGCUGUUCCUGUUGCGAUUUUCCGUUCACUUCUGGCGUUGCCGAACUGAGCAGGAAUGGUGCUUUCGGUCGCCCCAUGAAGAAGUCAGCAGAAUCAAGUCCCAGGCGUCCAAAACCCAGUGGGGUGUUAGUGUGGUGUCCCUAUCGCUGCUCGCGAUUUUAGUGAAAAUUUGGCUGCGAAAGUGCGGCAAUCUCAGCGGUUUUUCCAUCACGGAAAUCCUCAACAAGCUGCUGCCUUCGGUGAUUGUUGUCUGCAUUGCGGGCUAUUGGGUUAUGCAGCGGUUGGCCGGCAACACCAAAUCCAUAGCAAGAACCAGCAACUACCUGGCUUGGUCCGUGUACGGGCUCUGUGGGUUUUCGCUGAUUGUUGCAAUAAUACGGCCCAUAUGUGUGCAUGUGAUUUCGGCAGCGUCUUCAGAGAACCUCGCCUCUAUUACCGGUCUAUUUGCCAUGCUAAGGGCAAGUUUUUUGUCGGGCGCAAAAGAAGAAAGCAGGCGCGACGACGUGCCGAUUGUGUCUGGACUGGGCACCGCGUAUAGCGCCGUUUACGUAAUUCUGGCCACUUAUCUGCUGCUUCUAACUGCUCUGGUGCUGGGGGAUUUAUUUGCCUUCUCUUUGGUCGUUAUGGUGGCCGUCGGCGCGUUUUUUUUGGUGGCCACCUCCGUUUGGAGGAUCAAGGAGGCUAAAACCUGGGAAGACCUGCUAAAUGUGCCCACUCUAGUGGUUCUGGGGUGGAUCUUGCUUCCCCAGUACUUUUUCUACGCAUCCGGGCAUCAGCCGGCGUUUUCUAACAUUGCCUGGGAGUCGGCGUUUGUGGGAACUUCCGGCCUGGUUUCCGCCAACAACUAUAUUCUGGGCGCCCUCGUCCUGCUGAACACCUUUGGAACGUACAUGCUGGCAGGAGUCCUGCUGCCGCUUCUGAUAAUUGUGCCCUUCACGUUGUGUGUGAUGAUGCCUUCAGCGUGCUCCAAGAACAAAGUGUUGCACCCGAGUGCCCAAAAGGGCGAGCUGUUCCUGUUCGAACAGGACCGGAUUAGUACUGCGGCCUUAUUCUCUCUUUGCUGCAAGUAUAUGGUAGGGCAUACCGUUAAGGUGUUUGCCAGUAUGCUGGCAGCCACCAUCCACUGCCGCCACCUGAUGGUAUGGUCCAUUUUUGCGCCGAAGUUCAUUUUUGAAGCCAUCGCCUUGUUCAUCACAUUGGGCUCAGUAUUAGUGGGAUAUCUAGUAUUUAUUCGUAUCAAUUUUCAGAUCGAGCGGCUAGUGACCAAACUAAACAAAACUCACUAGUUGUUUGAAAGUAUUUGUAUUUGUACUGCCAAAGACUGUGGAGCCUCCAGUGACAAAUUGUUUACGUAUAUGUUUACGUUAUAUGUAUAGAGUUUAAUUCAAUGAGUAUGAAAAGUCCCUCAAGUUCUUAUGGUUCUGAUCAAUACAAGACACUUUCGGUCUCUCGUAUUCGUAAGAAAGAUUUCUACAAGUUUCAUUUGAAAAAACUAAAGUUCUCAAGCAAAGCGACUUUCAGGAGUCUCUUGCGACCAAAAUGGAGCCGGUGGAAACCGCUAGGUUUCCAGGAUAUUUUUUGAAAUGCUGAAAAUUUCAGGCAAAACGGGCGACAGCAGAUUUUUCCAACAACUAAAUUAGAGAAAAAGUGAAUUUAGAAGCCAAGUGUCUUUGAAUCAGACUAAACGUAUCAAAUACACUGAUUUUGAAAAACUCCUCACUUCUAAAACAUAGCAGGUAAAUUCUCAUGUUCGGGUCCAUUGAUUGAAAACGGUUGACCGACAAAAUGCUGAAAAAUUCAGGAGAAAUGGGAAGCAGGAAUAUUUUUCACGAAUAAAUUAAGUUGCAUUUGAAACGAACUAGUUCAUAUGCAAACUGGCUUUCAAAAAUCUCUUACGUCCAAACUGGAACCUGUAGAAAAUCGCUCUUUGCCUGCUGAUAGAAUACUUGAGGGUUGAAAUAAGUACUGAGAAUUUCGAGCAAAACUGAUGGCACCAGAAUUUUCAAGAAGUUAACCAAAGCGCCUUUGAAACGGACUAAAUUCAACAAACUCUUCACGUUCAGAACAGGGCACAUAAAUACUUGUGUUUGUAUCGGCUUAUUUAAAAUAUAGUAGGAAAGUUUUACCCAA